Fusarium proliferatum ET1 is the source of this 390-nucleotide messenger RNA. RefSeq lists its product as uncharacterized. The coding region runs from base 1 to 390 and encodes 129 amino acids. The record is from RefSeq and is a predicted model, not a curated record. Gene Ontology annotation, molecular function: actin binding. The transcript is spliced from 2 exons. Lineage: Eukaryota; Fungi; Ascomycota; Sordariomycetes; Hypocreales; Nectriaceae.
AUGUCCUCUUGGGACACCAUCUUGGAUGCCGUGGUGAAGGGGCUCACCUUCGCCGUUCACCUGGUCACCUUGACCGAAAAGGGGUGGGGGUAUGCCCGAAAGUGGUGGGGAAAGGAGAAGGACAAGGAGGGGGAUUUGGAGAUGGGCCCGGUGGGAUUGAGGGCCGAGAUGGAGGCGAUGAAGGGGGAGAUGGGCGAGUUGAAGGGGCGAGUGGCGGCAGUCGAGGCAGAGAACAGUGUCCUCCGGGAGGUCGUCAACGACCUCCAGAACCGGUUCGGAGGACCUCUCCCCUCUCGACGGGUCGAUGGAGUCCGGCGUCGACCCACGUCAGCCACUCCCUCGCUGAUCGAGCGACCGCGUGGCGGCGAUAACCACCUUAAAAACCCUUAA